This is a messenger RNA of Cygnus olor (mute swan), 6726 nucleotides long. RefSeq names its product POU class 6 homeobox 2 (gene POU6F2). NCBI's taxonomy places the organism in Eukaryota, Metazoa, Chordata, Aves, Anseriformes, Anatidae. The coding region runs from base 178 to 2208 and encodes 676 amino acids. The record is from RefSeq and is a predicted model, not a curated record. Gene Ontology annotation, biological process: regulation of transcription by RNA polymerase II. Gene Ontology annotation, molecular function: DNA-binding transcription factor activity, RNA polymerase II-specific; RNA polymerase II cis-regulatory region sequence-specific DNA binding. The transcript is spliced from 10 exons.
UGGGAAGGCUGAGUGGACUCAUGUAGGUUUUGUUGUGUGGUACACAGUGUAUACUUUCUGAACCUUUUAAAACCAAAAUCCUGAAUCAUGCUGAGCUUGGAUUCAAGACCAAAUUUUGAGGGGGAAUGAAAAUCUGGAGAUGACUGAAGACAGAGCGAGAGAGCAGAGGAGGAUCCAAUGAUAGCUGGACAAGUCAGUAAGCCCUUGCUGUCACUGCGGAGUGAAAUGAAUGCAGAGUUGAGAGGUGAGGACAAGGCAGCUACUUCAGACAACGAGCUGAAUGAGCCCCUGCUUGCGCCUGUGGAAUCAAAUGACAGCGAGGACACUCCCAGCAAGCUCUUCGAGGCCAGAGGAAACACAGUGCUGUCUGAUACAAGCCCAGGUGACCAGCACCAACCCAGUCAGUCCCAUCCUGCAUUCCCUGUUGGACCUCAGCCAUUACUGACAGCCCAACAGUUAGCCUCAGCAGUAGCAGGGGUGAUGCCAGGAGGCACUCCAGCCCUGAAUCAGCCGAUCCUUAUUCCUUUCAACAUGGCUGGGCAGCUGGGGGGCCAACAAGGACUGGUCCUAACUCUACCUACAGCAAAUCUCACCAACAUCCAAGGGCUGGUAGCAGCAGCUGCGGCAGGAGGCAUCAUGACUUUGCCAUUGCAAAAUCUACAAGCUACCUCAUCCCUGAACUCCCAGCUUCAACAGCUUCAGCAUCUUCAGCAGCUCCAGCAUCAACAGCAGCAACAGCAGCAGCAAGGGCAGCAGCAGCAGCAGCAGCAGCAGCAGCAGCAGCAAAGCCAGCAGCAGCAGCAAACUCAGCAGGCGCAGACUCCACAGCCACCACAGCAGACCCAGCAGUCACAGCCACAGCCAUCAGCACCACCACAGCAGAACCAAACGCAGUCCCAGAGCCAGAACCAACAGCCUCCAGUCCCACAGUCCUCCAGCUCCCCUCAGAAACCCAGCCAGUCACCAGGGCAUGGCCUUCCGUCUCCUCUUACUUCACCAAAUCCAUUGCACCUGGUUAAUAAUCCACUAGCAAGUCAAGCAGCAGCGGCUGCAGCAGCAGCAGCCAUGGGCUCAAUAGCAAGCUCCCAGGCCUUUGGCAAUGCCCUCUCCAGUCUUCAGGGGGUCACAGGUCAACUCGUCACUAAUGCACAAGGACAGAUUAUUGGAACAAUCCCACUGAUGCCUAAUCCAGUCCCCUCCAGCCAGGCAGCAGGUGGAGCUCAGGGCCUUCAGGUGCAACCAAUAACUCCACAGUUAUUGACCAAUGCCCAGGGUCAGAUCAUCGCUACUGUCAUCGGCAACCAGAUACUACCAGUGAUCAAUACCCAGGGAAUAACGCUAUCGCCACUCAAACCAGGCCAACAGCUCCAUCAGCCCUCCCAGACGCAAGUGGGACAAGCAGCCUCACAACCCAAUCUCCUGCAUUUGGCUCACAGUCAAGCAUCUAUGUCUCAAAGCCCAGUGCGUCAGGCUUCCUCUUCUUCCUCCUCAUCCUCCUCCUCUUCAGCUUUGAGUGUUGGCCAAUUAGUCAGCAAUCCUCAAACAGCCACUGGAGAAGUGGAUGGGGUGAAUCUGGAAGAAAUCCGAGAAUUUGCCAAAGCUUUUAAAAUCCGGCGCCUGUCCCUUGGCCUGACACAGACUCAAGUUGGCCAAGCCCUAAGCGCCACCGAAGGCCCAGCCUAUAGCCAGUCUGCCAUCUGCAGACACACCAUCCUGAGAAGCCACUUUUUCCUACCACAGGAAGCCCAAGAGAACACUAUAGCUAGCAGUCUGACAGCCAAACUGAACCCUGGCCUUUUGUAUCCUGCCAGGUUUGAAAAGCUGGACAUCACCCCUAAAAGUGCCCAGAAGAUAAAGCCGGUGCUUGAGCGGUGGAUGGCUGAGGCUGAGGCCCGCCAUCGAGCAGGUAUGCAGAACCUUACCGAGUUUAUCGGAAGUGAACCAUCCAAAAAGCGCAAGAGGCGUACCUCAUUCACGCCACAAGCCCUUGAGAUCUUGAAUGCCCACUUUGAGAAGAACACGCACCCCUCUGGGCAGGAAAUGACAGAGAUUGCAGAGAAACUGAACUAUGACCGGGAAGUAGUUAGAGUUUGGUUCUGCAAUAAGAGGCAAGCACUGAAGAACACAAUUAAACGUUUGAAACAACACGAGCCUGCAACAGCAGUUCCUAUGGAGCCCUUAACAGACUCUCUGGAAGAAAACUCCUAAAAGCGAAACAAAACAAAACCACACACAAAAAAACAAACCCUGCACCAACAGAAAUGUAACCAUUCGAACUCUGUGAAAAUACCUGUUCAUCACCCUUGUAAGUAAAAGACUGAGAAAACUACAAGAAGGACAGAACAGUUUAUAAAUGUCCAUGGGUUUUCCUAUAUAAAAACAAAACAAAAAACUACACAACACUUUGUGUGUGUGUGUGUGUCGUAGAAUUAGUUCCCCCCAAAAAAGAAAAAGCCAGUUUUUUUUAAAUGGACUUAAAGUAAACCAAAUAACUGCUUACUUUUUUCUGUAUAUUAUGAAAAUGUGAACACAUUUUAAGGAAAAAAAAAAAAAAGAAAAAAAAAAGAAAAAAAAACUUUUAUCUGUUUAAAAGAGAAUACAAGCCUGCCACCUGGAGGAGUGACUGUAGCCUUUCAGGUAUCAAGUGCUGAUUCACUAUGAAAACUAUUAACCAAAGUCAGAAACAUGGCAUUGCAAACUAGAUUGUUAGUCUACUCUUUUAUGGGUGUAAAAUUGUGUUAUGAUUUUUUACAUUUGUAUUUUGCAAAGAUGAAAACAACAGGUUAAUUUCUCUCAUCCUUGAUCGCACCCCCUGCAGGUGUGUACAAACAGGUGUUAAAGCCAUUCCAUCAUGGUCACCUCCUUUUCUUUUGUUUGCUUUUAGUCGACAGUUUUGCAAUCUCCAAGUGUUUGGGUGCCAAAAAUCAUUUGUUUUUAUUAUGAUUUGCGGGGUUUGGUAUUUCUCUUCUAAGGGUGUAAAUCUUGGUUUGCAUUUAUGUUUUUUGAUUUUUUUUUCUGACUCUUUUUGCUGCCUCCCACCCUGAGCUCAUCCUCCAUCCCUUCCCCAUACCCUCAUAACCCAAUACUGUUUGAAGAUUUUUAAAAAGAAAAGUGCAACCUAAACACUUUUAUAUUGAUAUGCUGAAAUGCAAUAGAGGACAAGGAAGGAUUAGAAUUGUGUCUGAUGAACUGUCAGCUCACACUGAACAUUGUGUUUAUUGUCAACUGCAUAUCUUGGGAUUUCUCUGUCCUUUUGGCCACAAACUGGAGAGGUUACCAAAACUCAUUUUGUAGUAUAAACAUAAACUACACACUUGGUUCAGUACUGCAUCUAUAUUAUAGUUCUGUUUGAAGCAAUUUCUCUCCAAAGUCUGCUAGCCAAAGAAAUUUCUUGAGACUCUGACGAAAACAAGCAGACCAAGAAGUGAUGAGGAUGGUCUGAUCAUUACUUUACUGUGGACUGCCUCGCUGGUAUUGCUUGGUUCCUUCUGCCUUUUUGGUCAUCCCAAUAUUUAUGUUUGCCCUGUUGAAUUCUUCAGUGGGAGGGUGAGUUUCUGCAGGUAUCUGCUAUGAUCACUGGCUAGAUUAAGCAAUCAGGAUUUAGGAAACCCAUUGAAUAUCCUUUGGGAAUAGUGAGGUUGGUCACCUGCAGUAUGUUUCAGGUGAAUUUUCCUUUAAAGACAACUUAUCUCUAUGACUUCCAUGUUGAUGGGACAAGCAUCUUCUAAAAUACUGUGAUCAUUGGACUUAGGAGUGUUCCAAGGCUCACAUGGAGAGAAGGGUGUUAAGGGUUCUGGAUGGGGUAUGGGUGACCCAUGAAGGUUACCUGCAAUUUUCGUCUUGUGCUGAUUUCUGCUCCAGCCUCUGGGCUUUAGCCCAUUGUUAGGAUGUGAGCUGCCUCAUGAUCAGGGCUUACCACAAGUUAACAUCUGGCAUUUGGUUCAACUUACUGUAGAGGCGGUAGAGUAAAAAUUCUGCUGGUAUAACUCCUGAUUGCGUUCGCUGACCUCAGGAUCAUUGUACUGGAUUUUUGCUUGUCUACCCGAGACAUUGAAGAAGGCUUACAAAGUGCUUCGGUAUUCAAAUAGCACCCCUCUUACAAAAUUAUGUUUUCAAGAGCUCAAAAAAGAUUAGUGAAAGAAAGGGGCUUCCAUUGAUUUCACUGGGCUUUGAAUCUGACCCUCGCUAUUUUAUUAAUGGGAUAUUUUAUUAAUGGGGUUUGCCUUGUAACAUGGGGUAUUUGCUGCAUGGCUGGUAGAGUUUUAAGGCUUCAGAGACAGUCAUCUCUGCCAGAAACUGCAUCUAAAUGUGAGCACUCCCAAAGGUCAGGGUUGAAGAGCACUGAGGAUCCAGUACUCAGGGCUGGGCUCAUGUCCAGUGAAUGCAUUUUAGGCUUUAAGCUUCAGCAGGGUAUGUUUAAAGAUAUUUUCAGUAUGCUUUUAUGAGGAGGAGAGUGUGAAUUGUUAUUGACUCUUUUCCAACUGUUGAUAUAUAAAUAUCUGUUGGGGAAAAAAAUAAUCAGUAACCACAGGUAAAUUGUGUGAGGGACAAAAAAGCCACUUUACCCAAGCUGAGCGUGUGAAAUAGCCUCACAGCAACAUCUGCCCCUCUGGGUUCUCUUUUUUCCCCCUCUAUCGAUGGAUACCUAUAUCCAUGGGUAUAUAUAUCUGUGAUAUCUAUACCAAACAGAGCUAAACUUAUAGCCACAAUUCGAUUUACAUAAUGUUCAGGAGACUACCCAGAAGCCAGCAGGGAAACAAGGAAGAACAAAUAUCAAUUUGGAAGUGAAUGCUCCUGAAGCCCUACCCAUGUAUGCAGUAUGCUGCUAAUUGUCUGGUCAUUAACACCAUGAACAUUUUACCUGUUCAGCCACCCUAGAGACCGUGUGCCCUCCCUUUGCUCCUAUCAUCAACAGCCUGGGAACAAAAACAUCAACCAUUUGUUGUCUAAAAUCUAAAUUUCCAGUUCUCCCAGGGACUGUGCUAAAUUUUGUGAUGAAAAAGUCCCCCAAGAAGAAAAGUUAGCUGAACGGUGUACAAAAGCUACUAAAUGUUUAAAAAUAUGCUGGCAGCAGUUAUAUAAGCUCUUUUCUGUUCCACAGUACAUAUCAGAAGGAUACAACUAGGACAGUGAAAAUGUAAACUAAAUAUAAAUCGCCAGCUUGGAAGAAAAAAUAAUGUUCAUCCCACAGUCUUAAAACCAUUCAUGUGCAGUGAUUUUUUUUUACAGUUUUCUAAUUUUGUAUUAUGUUUUGUAAAUUAUUUAUAAAGUGUUGUAAUGCUUCUUAUAUUAAUUUUUUUAUAAACAAAUUUUUGCUAUGAGGCAUAAAUGGUGCCUAAACAGAUUCUUAGGAAGACAAAUUAUGUGUGAGUCAUACAUCUUUUGGGGGCCAUAAAUAUUUUGUUUUAUUUUGUUAGCGGUAACAUUUCUGGUUUCCAUUUGUAAACAAAUUUCAUGUAUUGAUUACAUUUGAAUACCUUUUAAUUUUGCAUGUGACUAAAAGAUAGAUUGCUACCAGCAAAUGAAACAAAAGUCUCUUCAGUCAUAUGUGAAGGUUUAAUGGUUUUCUGAUUUAUUGAUCAUUGAAUUUUUUAAUAUAUAUAUAUAUAGAUAGUUAUUAUUUGAAUAAUGAACCAAGGGUUCACUUGCUGUUCUGAUUUUUUCUUUUUAUGUUUUUUUCACUAAAAAGUUAUUUUGGACAGUUGAAGAAAUCAAAUGCAUUCAAAUGGUUCCAGUUUCUUUAUGUUAUUACUGGAAAAAAAAAAGAAAAAAGAAAAAAAAAGAAAAAAAAGGAAAAAAAAGAGAGAACAAGAAAGCAAAAAGGAGCUAGGAAGGAACAAGUAGAGGCGUAUCAAAGAACUCAAGCUAUAACCAAAAAGAAAUAUGUAAAAUGCCUUUGCUCGUCUUCUCAAUGCUGGACCAAAGCUCAAUGUAUGUAGGUAUAUGCACAUUGUAUAGAUAUGGCUAAAUGUUGCUGACAAUCUCGCAAUACUAAACUGUUACUAUUAAAAAAAAAAAAAGAAAUACAAAAAUAAAACUGUUCAUCAGUGUUUUACCUCAGCACUCUACUUGUACCCAGUUAUUGACCAACAUUCAAAUAAGAAGAUAAGAGAGGAAGUUAAUUUCCAUGUCAUGGUUGACUGUAAAAUCUGUUUGGAUAACAUUUUGUAAUGAGCUUUUUGUCAUGUGGUUUGCUUGUUUCCAACUUGAGAUUAUGUGGGGCACAUUUGUUUAUUUAUUGUUAAAAAGUGAUAUUAUUAUUAUUAUUAUUAUUAUUAUUAUUAUUAUUACUAUUAUUAUUUUUUUUGUCCUAUGUGCUAUAAUCUACAGAAUGGUCACCAGGGUCACUUAUGAAGGACUGCAAAGAGAUCUGUUUUUCCAUGCAUGGAGCAUGCAGCGGGAAAGAUGGCAGUAUGAAAUGGACUGUAUUGCGUUGUUAAAAAAAUGCUAAUAAUUCCAAAAGGAGUUGAUGUGGUGGACUUGUGACCAAGAAACCAAACUGGAUAUUUAAAAGCUCCUUACUACUCUGACUUUGAAACCAAAGCUGAUUUAUCUGCACAGGUUGCUUAACAUGAAAAAAAAAAUAAAUAAAUAAAAAAUAAAAAACCUGACAAAAACUGUACUUAAUCUAGAGCAAUAUCUGUAUGGUCAGUAAAGCUGCACUUUGUGUAUUUCUUAACAGCUUCAGAUCUGUCACUUUUAAUUUGUACCAUAAAAAAUAAAGAA